Molecule: messenger RNA, 360 nt
Organism: Phycomyces blakesleeanus NRRL 1555(-)
Lineage: Eukaryota; Fungi; Mucoromycota; Mucoromycetes; Mucorales; Phycomycetaceae
Exons: 4
Coding region: 1-360 (119 amino acids)
Source: RefSeq, a predicted model, not a curated record
AUGAGCCAUGUCAAUUCCACUGGUCAUUCCGGAAUCGGUCUUCUCUUGUAUCAGGAGAAAGCUUAUGAUCAGCACCACCUCGCCACUUACGCCUCUGCUUCAAAUGCACGUAUCAAUCUUCACAAGAGCCGUAUUUUAUCUGUCGGGUUGCCCUCGCAGUCUCUGAAUGAACACAACUUACAGCUUUCAUUUCCUUUAUCACUCAAGGCAGCUUCUUCUGAUCUGGUGAUGCUUUCUCGUGUUUGGCUACCUCAAAGGAUCUUGACUGCACAAUUUGCUGACCUGAUGAUACGCAGUGGCUCUGAAGUUUAUCUUUCUGCACUUUUGUCCUCCCUUAUGCACCUUACAAUAUCUGGCUAA